AUGGUGGUCCCUCCUGCUUCGGGUGGCCCUAUUCCAGCCCCUUCACCUGCGCCAGCACCACAACUCCCAGGAGCCGCGCCCGCAGCAAGUCCAUCAGCCUCCGCCAACGGCAAAUGGAAGCAACCAGUUUCUGCUCCAGGUACUUUGAACGGACCGCCUUCCGGCAACAACCAUGCUAUUCCUCUCUCUGCUCGACGUGCAGAGCCGAUGGACCUUCGUUCGGUCGAGCGAAAGGGCCAGCGACCAGAUACCCCACGGACAAGGCGAAUGUUCAAUCUCCCCAACGCACCCAUCUAUCGUCCCACUGAGGAGGAGUUUCGCGAUCCGAUGGAAUACAUGCGCAAGAUUGCGCCAGAGGGCAGCAAGUACGGUAUCGUGAAGAUCGUGCCGCCGAACAACUGGAAUCCACCAUUUGCGAUCAAUACUGAGCGUUUCCAUUUCCGCACACGACGACAAGAGCUCAAUUCGGUUGAAGGUGGCAAUCGCGUGUACAACGAUUACCUCGACCAACUUUCCAAAUUCCAUAAGCAGAACGGACACAACCUCAAUCGAUUCCCUAGCGUCGACAAGCGGCCACUGGAUCUAUAUCGCUUGAAAAAGACCGUCGAGCGCAAGGGCGGGUUCGAAGCCGUGUGCAAGGGCAAGAGGUGGGCUGAGGUUGGACGUGAUCUGGGAUACAGUGGCAAGAUCAUGUCCUCGUUGUCCACCUCUCUGAAGAACUCAUACCAGAAAUGGCUUCUGCCAUACGAGGAAUACUUGCGCUUGGCCAAGCCCGGCGUUCAUCAGCAGCUUGAGAUGAUGAACGGCGGUCCCUAUACGCCAUCUCCAGGCCCAUCGCCUGCAAAGAAAGCUUUUGGACCAUCGCCACAAGAUCAGGGAAGCAUUCUGCAGGCUUCUGCGGCACUUCAUGCCUCUUUGCAAGGCCAAACCCCUCAGCAUCUGCCACCCCAGCAGCAAGAGACGCCGCAUUUGACGCCCCAGCAGACUCCUCAGCCAGCACUUGCUCAGCCAGCGCCCCCUCAGACGGCACUUCCUCAACCAAGCACAGGUGGCUUCACCCCAGUGAAUCCAGGCGGCUUCACCCCGGUCAACGUGCCUGCUCCGAGCCCAUCCUUUACAGCUGUUAAUGGAUCGAGCGACUUUCACCCUUCGAACAAUGCCACGCCGCAGCCUCCACCGCGUUCCAUGGACUCAACACCUGUCAGCUUGGGCCAAGGCCAGCAACUCAUCGCGCCCCAUCCCAACGGUGUUGCAGCCUUGAAGCGACAGCACAGUGAGCUGACACCCGAGGAGGUUGAUGUGCUGAAUCGAAGAAGCAAGCGCUUGCGACGAGACAUGCCAACAGUCGUCGGGAGCAACAUGCACCAUUCACGUAUGGGCGCUGCCCGGGCCCAAACCGCCAAGGACCGAGUCGAUCAUAUACCAGGGGACGUCUGUGAGGCUUGUGGCAAACCUGACGAGCCUCACAAGCGGCUCAUAUGUGCAAGCUGCGAAAGCGCGUACCACAUGUACUGCUUGGAGCCUCCGCUGAAGCAACCACCUGACGUCGAGUUUCACUGCCCACGCUGUCUAGUCGGCACCAACGAAUACGGUUUCGAAGAAGGCGACGUGUACUCGUUGUCUGGUUUCCAAAGGAAGGCCAAUGAAUUCAAGAACCACCACUUCCUCUCUCUUCCUCCAGAAUUCAGCCCGUUCAACGAGAUGCAUCGUGUCUUGGACGAGGAGGAUGUCGAGCGGGAAUUUUGGCGUCUUGUUGAGGAUAAGAACGAUGCCACCGAGGUCGAGUACGGCGCUGAUAUCCAUUCCACCACGCAUGGAAGCGGGUUCCCAACAAUCGAGAAGCAUCCUCGCGAUCCUUACGCCACGGAUCCAUGGAAUUUGAACAUCCUUCCGCUGGACAAAGAAUCCCUCUUCCGUCAUAUCAAGUCAGAUGUCUCGGGCAUGACGGUGCCUUGGCUGUACGUGGGAAUGGUGUUCUCUACGUUUUGCUGGCACAACGAAGAUCAUUUCAGCUACUCGGCCAACUUCCAGCACUUUGGCGAGACCAAGACCUGGUACGGCAUUCCUGGCGAGGAUACUGAGAAGUUUGAACAAGCUCUGCGUGAUGAUGUCCCAGAACUGUUCGAGACUCAACCGGAUCUACUCUUUCAGCUGGUCACGCUCGUCAAGCCCGAGAAGCUACGCAGGGCUGGUGUACGUGUCUACGCUGUGGAUCAACAUGCUGGAGAAUUCGUCAUUACUUUCCCAAAAGCCUACCAUGCCGGUUUCAAUCAUGGCUUCAACUUCAACGAGGCUGUCAACUUUGCGCCUCACGACUGGGAGCCAUUCGGCGAAGAGGGUGUGAAGCGGCUCAGAGACUACAGGAAGCAGCCAUGCUUCUCACACGACGAGAUGCUUCUAACAGCUGCAUCGAGAGACAACACCAUUCGAACGUCGAAAUGGUUGGCACCUGCUCUGGAGCGGAUGCGAGACGAGGAGCUGGCAACCCGACAGCAGUUUCUGACUUCUGAGGAAGUUGACCCCGGCUCAGCGCCGGCGGACACGUACCUUGGCCCUCGAUACAAGGCACCUGCGCAAAUCAUCGAGCUCAGCGUCGAAGAAGACGAGGUCAUUUGCACGUUUUGCAAGGCGUACUGCUUCCUAUCCCGAUACGUGUGCAAGAAGACUGGCAAAGUCCUGUGUCUUCUGCACGCUGCCUCUUAUGAGUGCUGCGAUGCCCUCGAAUUCGAACGCUAUUCUGGACAAAGUGGCGAGCACGUACUGUACUACCGAAUGACGGACGACCAGCUGGUCAACACCGUGCGCAAAGUGGUGGACAAGGCGAACAUUCCCGAGAAUUGGGCUGCCAAGGUCGACAGCGAACUCGAGGAGAACCCACGACCGUCGCUCAAGCAUUUGCGAACCUUGUUGACGGAAGGCGAGAAGAUCCAGUAUGAGCUUCCUCAACUUCCUGACCUGCGGCGCUUCGUCGAGCGGUGCAAUGAGUGGGUCGAGGAGGCCACUAACUACAUCACUCGAAAGCAGACGAACAGGCGUAAAAACGACAAGGCCUCGCGAAAGGGCACCAAAGCCGCCGAGAUGGAAGAGCGCGAGAAAGAGCUGCGAAAGGUCUCGAACAUUCGGAACCUGCUUGCCUCUGCGGAUCAAAUCGGAUUCGAUUGCCCCGAAAUCAACACGCUGCGCGAGCGUGCCGAGAACAUUGCAGCUUUUCGGAAGGAGGCUAAUCAUGCGCUUAGUAACGUUGUUCAGAACGAGACGAGCGUGUUUGAAGAGCUUCUCGAGAGGGGUAAGGAGUUCAAUGUCGACAUCCCCGAAAUCGAGGACAUCGAAAAAGUGCUGCGCCGGUUGCGAUGGUACGACGAAGCCAAGGCGAAGCGGCCCAAUCUCGAGACUGGACGUCAAGAGCAGACACUCAGUGACAUCGAGAAGUUCAUUGCGCGCGGUGUAGAGCUUGGCAUUCCCGACACGAAUCCGGAUAUCGUAUUCUAUCGCGAGCACAAGGCACAAGGAGAGGUUUGGGAAACAAAGGCAAAGGAGCUCAUGGCCGUCGAACAAGUCCACUACCAGCAGCUCGAUGCCCUUUCGUAUCAAGCUUUGAACCUGCCGGUCAAUUCGGAAACCUCCGCCGCUGUCGACGCCAUCUUGAAGAAGCAGCGCGAGAUCCAAGAAAAGAUCGUCAGCCUGGUGCAGCGAAGCAAGGACCCUGACUUCCGGAAUCGCCCUCAUUAUAGGGAGAUGAAGGCGGUGAUGGACGCAUUGGACGAGCUUCAAAGCAAGCCAAAUGGGACCAUCGAUCUCGAGAAGGAGUCCAAGCGACACGAGGACUGGAUGCGAAGAGGCAAGAAACUUUUCGGCAAAGCGAACGCUCCACUUCACAUUCUGCACCAGCACAUGCAGACUGUGGACAAGCGAAACGAAGCUUGUUUCGAAAUCGAAGACAAGCCACGUGGACCCGUCGAGCCUUCAUCACGAGCAGCGACGCCAGAGGAUGGUGAACCGAUCACUGUUGGAAGUAACUCCAGCAGGGACGUAUUCUGUAUCUGCCGCAAGUCUGAAGCCGGCAUGAUGAUCGAGUGCGAGCUGUGCCGCGAGUGGUAUCACGGCAAAUGUCUCAAGAUCGCCCGCGGCAAAGUGAAGGAAGACGACAAAUACACAUGUCCAAUCUGCGACUGGCGAGUGAAGAUCCCGCGUGAUGCUGCUCGGCCCAAGCUGGAAGAAUUACAGAGCUGGCAGGAUGAGCUGGAAACGCUGCCAUUCCAGCCAGAGGAGGAGCAGACACUUAACAGCAUUUGCGACCACGGCCAGGCUUUCCGCGAGUUCAUCAAGCCUAUCGUCGAGCCAGCUGUGCCUCCGAGUCCUGCCGAGAUAGGUGUCUUGCGCUUCUAUCUUCGCAAGAUUGAAGGCGCGGAUAUUCUACUCGCGCAUGAGACCAACUACUUGCGCCAGACUCUGCACAGGAUGGCUGGUAUUACACCUGGGCCGCCGCCUUUGGUCGAGGCGUCGAGUUCCACUCGUAAGCCACGACCCACGAAGCAGCAGAAGCUCAUGGCAUCGCUUGGCAUCACGAAUCCAGAGGAAUUGCCGCAACAGUACAAGAUCAAACCGCACGUUGCCAAGAGAAAGGUGUCGGAAGUGAUGGGCAAACCCGGUAUGCCUUUGCAGCCAGCGAGUGCCUCGCCAACAGGAUCGAUGACUCCGGGCAUCCCACCUUCGUCCUCGGGGUCUGCACAGGCCUUCCCCUCUGGCAUGAGUCCCUUGCAACCAUCGGAGCCACAGCCGAUUCGAAAGAAACAUCUGACUGCGUUGGCGGUGCAAGUACUUGGACCUCUAGCCGGCGAGCCCAUGGUCGAUGAGUUCCUGGCGACCGAGCCGCACGCGAACCGUGACAGACUAUUGAAGAUGAAGGCUGUGUUGGAGCUGAAGGAUCCAUCCGUCAUGACCGACUUGGACACAUUCAAGGCCAAGGUCAACUCGAUGUCCGUGCCAGCACCCCAUGCGCCUUCGCUUGGUCUCGAAACCCCAAACCAGGAGCGUACACCUGCUCCCACAAGCGGUUACAACACGCAGCCAUCGAUGUUUUCGUCAGGCAAUGAUGGUCCUUAUCACCACGCGCCUUCUCAGCAACCAAGUCUAGGUUCGCCGUCAGCAUAUGCGUAUCCAGCUCCGGCGCCAGCUCCAUCACCGCCACCGCAUUUUGGCCCACCGAUGUUCGAUACUGGAGCGAACCUCUUCGAAACGCCAACAGCGACAUCCGGCGAGAAUAACAAGAGCAUGACUAGUCCUGACUUUGGACCUCAGUCCGGGGGCGGCAUGGGAUCUAACCACAUUCCCAGCGGAAUGCCGUCCGGCAUGUUCGAUUCGCCCAAGCAACCGGAGGUCAGUCAUGCCCAACAGCCAGCUUUCACUACCAGCGCGGGACUCAACAGCCCUGGUUUUGGCGGUUCUCAACAAAGCGCAAGCGGCAACAUGGACAGCGUGUUCGCCGAUCUCGUGCACGACCAAGACGACGGACUGCCAACAUUCGACGGCGCACCCGACGUCCGAGACAAGGAACGCAUGAACCUGAUGGACAAUGCUCCCACUAGUGAAGGUGCGGCCUUCUCUGGCGCCGCGCAGUCGACGGAGGGUAACGACUCUUCGGACGCCUUCGCGGCUCCUUCGACGGCGAUGCCGUCAGAUCCACAACAGCAGGCUUAG
Molecule: messenger RNA, 5697 nt
Organism: Zasmidium cellare ATCC 36951
Lineage: Eukaryota; Fungi; Ascomycota; Dothideomycetes; Mycosphaerellales; Mycosphaerellaceae
Exons: 2
Coding region: 1-5697 (1898 amino acids)
Biological process (GO): chromatin remodeling
Cellular component (GO): nucleus
Molecular function (GO): histone demethylase activity; DNA binding
Source: RefSeq, a predicted model, not a curated record